Vigna angularis (adzuki bean) is the source of this 1500-nucleotide messenger RNA. RefSeq lists its product as uncharacterized. The transcript is spliced from 4 exons. Bases 1 to 1500 code for a protein of 499 amino acids. Gene Ontology annotation, molecular function: zinc ion binding. NCBI's taxonomy places the organism in Eukaryota, Viridiplantae, Streptophyta, Magnoliopsida, Fabales, Fabaceae. The record is from RefSeq and is a predicted model, not a curated record.
AUGGAUGGGUUAGUAGAGAUAAAUAUCCAGUGUGACUUCAGAGAAAGUGACAAUUAUGGUAAUAUGGAGGUUGAUGGUAGUGCUCUUCCUGAGUCAGAUUUGGAAGAAGAUGAUAUUAGGGAUACCAGUUUAUUCAAUGAUGAAUGGGAAUCUGAGGAGUUAACUUCUCCUGACAUCAGUGAUGAAGAAAGUGAUGUUGAAGAGGGAUAUGGAAAUUUUAUUACAUUCACUAUGCCAAAAAAUAUGGUUGAUUUCAACUGGGAGGUGGGAACAUAUUUUGGGCACAAAAAAGACAUCUUGGAUGCAAUCAAAACGUAUGCACUAGAGAACGGAAAAAAUCUCAAAUUUAUUAAAAAUGAUAAGAAAAGAAUCAGGCUUAAGUGUGUGGGAGAAAAAGGAGAAUGUCCUUGGAUGGCUUAUUUUUGUUACAUGGAGGCAGUAGAUACAUGGCAAUUGAGGACUAUGGUGGACAAGCACACAUGCAGUAGGGAGCACAAGUUGGGCGUAUUCAAUGCAAAAUGGCUAAGUAAGAAAUUGGAAAAAACAAGGGCGAAAGCCUAUGCUUCAGACGAAGUGGAAGGGUCCUUCACUAUGCAAUAUAGUAGAAUUUAUGAUUACGCUUACGAGCUAUUAGCUAGAAACCCAUGGUCCACUAUCAAGGUCAAAGUUGAGGAAAAUGAUGGAUACCCAAUAUUUUUGAGGUUCUACGCAUGCUUCAAGGGAUGCAAAGAUAACUUUGACUCAUGCAGGCCAAUCAUUGGCCUAGAUGGAGCCUUUUUGAAAGGUAGACAUCGUGGUGAGUUGUUAACUGCUGUUGCUCGAGAUGCAAAUGAUCAAAUGAUGCCACUCGCAUAUGCCAUAGUAGAGGUCGAGAACAAUGAGACUUGGACAUGGUUUAUGGAGCUACUCAUUGAAGACCUAGGUGGACCUGACUUGUGUUCUUCACUUACACUGAUAUCAGAUCAACAGAAGGGACUGUUACCAGCUGUACAAGAUCUACUUUCUGGAGUUGCACACAGAUUUUGUGUAAGUUGGUCUGUACAAAAGCUAUUUGAAGUUAGACAUGUGUCCCAAAGUGGGGACAAGUUUGUGGUGAACAUAGAUGAAUAUUCAUGCUCCUGCAAAAAAUGGAGCAUUAGUGAAAUACCUUGUGUUCAUGCAUUGGCAGCAAUGAGAUUUCUCAACCUAGAUGGAGAGGAUUACAUACCUGUAUGCUUUCUCACCUCAACGUAUGAAGAAAUGUACUCCUCUAUUAUCUAUCCUAUUAAUGGAAACAACCUGUGGGAGGUAACCGAAUAUCCAAAUGUCAUGCCUCCAUCAAAAAGAAAGUUUCCUAGUCGUCCUAAGAAGAAAAGGAGGUUAGAGCAGUGGGAGUUGAAGAAAAAAAGCACCAGAAUGAGCAAGGGUGGAUUGGUGAAGAGAUGUAGCAAGUGUAGGAAAGUAGGUCACAAUAGAACACGUUGUCCCAAGACAAACCAAGAACUUGUUGUGCAGGCAUAG